GUACUAUGCACUUUGCGCAUGGGCAACGCGGUAGUGUACGUACGCGCCGACAGUCGGAGGCUAAAAGUUGCAGAGCCUAGAGUUAGUCCAUGGCACGAGCACCGAUGGAACUACCUUUCAAGCUUAUUUCAAACGAAUCCAUAACAUAUCAAACCGGUUUUUGCGCCGUUCCCACGAACAAGAGACAAGAGUUCCUUUCAUGCAGCGGCAUUUUGAACCAUUUUAUGAAUCAGUUCGUGUUGUGAAUUCAGUCGGAACACAUCGGCGCGAAGCCAUCGAGCAGUGGGCACGUCACGGGGCACACCGAAUUUCGCUGGUUGUUUGUGUGUGUGUAUUGUGCAUGGUGGAACACAAGAAAGCAAUUCGCGAGUUUUAAUUGUUGCCCACCUCCGCCAUCCCUUGCAGUAGUGGUCUCACCAGGGUCUUUGUUCGCCAAUUUACGCGUUUUCCGUUGCUCGCAUAGCUCAACGAUCUCUUUGCUGGUGUGCAGCAGGUAUCUGGAAGAUUCGUGUGCAUCGUGGCAUUUAACGUGUUGAGCAUGCAAAAACUCCGGCUGGCAUAAAGCACUUUUACUUUCUGUCUGCUCGGUAAGGUGUGUUCUUAAAAGGAAGGCUAAUAGUAAAUUUCGAACGACUAUAGCGGGUUCGGACCAGCUGCGUUAUCAAGUGUGUUGAUUUAUAUCAGGUACAAGGUAUUUCGUACGUACCAAAACCGAGAUUGUUUGGAAACAGGAGUAUCAACAAUGGACCUCAAAUAUUCGAUUGCAUUGAUUAUUUUGCUUGCCAUUUGUGUCAACGAUAAUGGGCGAAUAGUUGCAAGCACAGUGACUGACCAUGAUCGCGUCGUUGUAUGCUAUAUUUCGACGUGGGCCGUCUACCGGAAGGGUUCGGCAUCGUACAGCUUAGAUCACUUUGACCCGAGGCUCUGCACGCAUGCUAUCUACGCAUUCGCCGGUCUGGACGUCGACAACAAUGCUAUCCGAUCGCUCGACCCGUGGCAAGAUCUAAAAGAAAACUAUGGAAAAGGUGGUUAUGAGAAACUAGUUGGUAUGCGUGCCACUAAUCACCACCUCAAAGUUUUGAUCGCCAUCGGCGGUUGGAACGAAGGCUCAGAACGAUAUUCCGAUAUGGCGGCGAACCCAGAGAGGCGUCAGGCGUUCGUAAAGAAUGCACUGGAAUUUGUCAAACGGUACAAUUUCGAUGGGUUGGAUCUCGAUUGGGAAUAUCCAACACAACGGGGCGGCAAACCGUACGAUCGCGAAAACUUCGUUGCACUUGUUAAGGAAUUAAGUCAGCAAUUCAAGAAGAGCAACCUGCUAUUGACGUCGGCAAUUGGAGCUGGUAAAGAUACGAUUGAUGCUGCGUACGACAUCAAAACACUGUCCAAAUAUUUGGACUUUCUCCAUAUAAUGUGUUACGAUUAUAACGGCAGCUGGAACAGAAAGAUCGGUCCGAAUGCACCCCUGCAAAGUCGUGACGUAUUGAACGUCGAAUACACAAUCGAACACUUGUUGGCCUUGGGAGCACCGUCCAAUAAGAUUGUCAUGGGUUUACCGUUUUACGGAAGAACGUUCGUGUCUCCAUUGAAACGUGCAAAGAUUGGCGAUGAGUCAGAUGACAAAGGUUUUGCUGGGCCAUCAACCAACGAGAAUGGCUUCAUGGGAUACAAUGAGGUUUGUGAAACAUUGAAAGAUAAUCCCGACGGUUGGAACGUUUCCUGGGAUGCAACAGCAUCCGAAGCAGUCGCUACCAUGCUAGAUGGUAACAUGACGAAAGUGGUGAUUUACGAUAGUACCCGCUCAAUUGCGAAUAAAGUUCGAUUUUCGAUUCGUCAAAAUCUGGGGGGUUUGAUGAUUUGGUCCGUUGAUACGGAUGAUUUCAAUGGGUUGUGUGAACCGGAAAAGGACACUUACGCCGACUUUGGAGAUCGAGAAAAAAUUAAGCUUAGCAUUCCGUCUCCAGUGAAGGACAAGUACAAGCUACUCACGACGGUCAACGAUGCUAUUUUGGUGGCAAUUGAUGAACUGAACCAGGAGAAUGAAAUCUCCGAUUUGCCCGAUGAUGUUGAAGGAUCCACACCCAAAGUGCCGAGUUCCGCAGCAGCUAAGAGUAUAUUAAUCAAUGGGUUAGGCUUAGUGAUAGCAUACGCGCUGGUUAGGCUUUUCUGAGUCGACGAACGGAGUUGUAGGAUAAGUUUUAUGUAAAUAAAUUAUAUGUAAUUUGUGUAAAUAAA
Messenger RNA from Malaya genurostris, 2232 nucleotides. It is a transcript of the gene Cht2, whose product is annotated as probable chitinase 2. The record is from RefSeq and is a predicted model, not a curated record. Gene Ontology annotation, molecular function: chitinase activity; chitin binding. Bases 743 to 2167 code for a protein of 474 amino acids. Gene Ontology annotation, biological process: carbohydrate metabolic process; chitin catabolic process. Gene Ontology annotation, cellular component: extracellular region. The transcript has 4 exons. Lineage: Eukaryota; Metazoa; Arthropoda; Insecta; Diptera; Culicidae.